UUGUAUAGGAAGUUGUGUAUUUCCCUUAACUGUACACAAAACAGUGAAAAUAGGAACCACAGAAUCACCAUGCCUUGUGACUCAAUAGAUACUUGCAGCUACAAAGAAUUAUCUCUAUUAAAUGAAACGUCUUUUUCCAACAUAAUAAGGGAAACUUACAAAAAGCUGGAUAGUCAACCAGCAAUGAAUCCUGGAAUUUCCAACCUUCUUAGUAUCAAAACAAAGUACCAAAACAACUUCGGUAAAGUUUCAAACUGUUUUGAAAUCUGGGCCAAAAACCGAAGAAGAACUAUUGAUAAGCUUUCGGGUGGAGCAAAAACGAUUAAAAAUUCUAGACAGAUUUGUUACAAAGCAAUAUUAACAUUUUCAUCAUUAACCGUAAUCGCUUCAACAGUCAGCUUAUUUCUGAACAAUGUCAACAAAUCUUGGUCGGCCAAAUCAUUUCUCGCUGCAGCUACAGUUGGUUCUUUUAGUUUUUUGUUCAGCUUAUUCGAUGUUUAUGUCAGCAAAACGAAAGCAGAUGAAAUUGAGCUCAUGUACCAAGACGAUAAGUUUACUUUAGACGAUCUUGAACAAGAGAUACAAUUUGGUGCACUCAACAAUGACAUCCACGAAUUUUUCCCAAAUGGUGUGAAUUAUAAAAUUGUAAAAAACAUGAUCGAGCCGCAAUUGAUGAAACGCAAGGAAUUAAGUCAUUUUAAGACCCUUUUUGAUGAAAUGGAUUCAGCCAGUGAUGACGAGAAGAUUUUUUAUGCCAUUGUACUCUCAAAUAUAUUGAGCGAUCCAGAUCUUUUGCAGGACACGUAUUUUUUAGCUAAAGUACAAAUGUUCUCAAAAAGCACAUUAGCAGAAAAAUGGUGGAAUAGGUUGAAGUAUGAGAAUUCUUCGCAUCAUUCAGAAAAGAUGAAAUUGUUGUCUGAAAUAAAAUCAUUUUCAAAAUUAGAAAAACUCUUUAUUUCUGGUCUUUCCGUGGCUGUGUCUCCAAUGUCCAAUGAUGUAUUCCUAAAUGCUGUUGCACUAGCGUUUGUUAACUGCAUUAUUUUGUUUGAUGUUUAUAAUGAGUUGAAAAUUCAAAUAGAACCGAAAGAGGCAUCAAAUUUCAAACAAUUGGAAAAUGUUCUUCGAGCUGAAUAUGAGGAAUUGAAAAAAGUGUACGAUUUAUUAAAUCCUUACAACGAUUAAGACGCAAUUCUGAACAUUAAAGGUUUUCAUAAUUGUCUCGACAUUUCUGAAAACCUUUCUUGUUGACUCUUUAUCUUGUUGACCGUAAAUAAGGGUCAACCGAAAAGUUUCCCACGGCCAAUAAAAAGAAACAAACAUAAUUCCUCAAAAGCUCUAAUUACAAAGGAUACAGCAAUACUUCGGCUGCUCUUCAACAUAUAAGCCAUCGGAAUUAAUAAAUUGGUAUAAGUAUUUGUAAUCCAGUAUCAAAAAAAAAUCUGCCAUUAGGAAAUGGAACUAGUGUGUCAUAACUGUUAAAAAGUUUUCGUUUGUUGGAAGAUAAUAUCCGGACAGGAUUUUCUUUUUGUGCAAUAACAGGUGAAUAUCGCUUGGAGCAAUAUCGGAACUAUGGAAAGAUGAUCUAACAUCUUCCAGCGAAGUUCUUCAGCAAACUUCAUGUCGAAUUUGCCUUCCGAGCGAGAAGGCAAAUUCAACAUGAAGUCCUUCUGUCCAACAUGAAGUCCUUAUGUUGAGCGCUGCUGUGAAGCAAUACAAUUUCGGCACUGAACACCCCACAAUAACGUUAAGCUCUUAACGUAGCACAAUUUGUCAAGAAUUCAUCGAGCAGAAUGUUCCAGAAAGUAAUAGACAUCAAUUUCCGUACGCAUACUAUUUAACAUAGUUUGGUGGGUUGUCUAUCGACUGUUAACAGGUGACAGACUUCGAUGGCAUUUGACUACAAAGACUUAUUUCACAACUUAAAUAUUACAAUGCCGGUUUAUUUUUAUGUUGUGAAUUAGUUGAAAUAUUCCUGUAUACUUUGCAAUAAAUGUUUCCAAGUAAUUA
Molecule: messenger RNA, 2007 nt
Organism: Parasteatoda tepidariorum (common house spider)
Lineage: Eukaryota; Metazoa; Arthropoda; Arachnida; Araneae; Theridiidae
Source: RefSeq, a predicted model, not a curated record